CACCUCCUGGAGCACAGGACCCCGAUCCGGGGGAGGGUCCUGCUGCCUCUCCCAGCCCCGGGGGUGGGGGCUCUAGGUGCCCCCCAGGCUUGUGGCCACAUCCCUCCAUGUGUGCCUCUGUCUUCACGUGCUUCCUAUCUCUCAUGAGGACACUUGUCAUUGGUUUAGGGCCCACCGGCACGAUCCAGAAGCUCUGAUUUGGAGACUCUUACAGAUUCCAUCUCCCAAGCCCCCUUUCCAAAUAAGAUCACACUCCUGCUUCUGGGGAUUCGGACAUGGGCACAUCUUUUGGGGUGCCGCCGUUGAACACACGGCAGACCCUCUCUGUGAAAGGGCAGGGGAGGGCCCAUCUGCGUCCCUUGCUUCCUGGGCCCCCCACUCAAGCUCGGAAUCCCUGGCCCCAGGCUCUGGGGUAUGGUGGCCCCACCUGCCCUCCUGGCAGCUAGAGCUGGGGUUUCUGUGUCUUCCGUGGGGGAUGUGGCAUCGGGGCCCCUCCCUGCUCAGCAUCACAGAGCUCUUUGUUCUGUCACAGCCCAGAACGGAACCCUGGGGCUGCAGCUUCCUGCACUCAGUGCCCCGGGAGCAGGCGGGAGCAGGGGCUGGCGGGAACGAUGCCCAUAGAGCUGAGGAGUGGGCUCCAGCUCCAGCCUGGGCCCCUGAGAGCCAGGGCCAUGACAGCUAGGGGGGAGCCCCUGCGGGAAGCCCUGAAGGCAUCCGCUGGAGACCCUGAGGCUUUGAGGGGGUCCGUACUUGUGAGGAAGGAUCCCAGGAAGAGAGCCAUGCGGGGACCUGUGAGGGGAGCCCGCAGGACACACUGGAAGGGCUCCUGGUGGGGCUCCCUGAGGCUGGUGGCCAGGAGCUCCUGGCGGGGAGCCCCCACGGGGGCUGCCGUGAAGGAGGUGCGGGAGACGCGGCGGCGGCACGAGCGCCGCCUGGUGGAGGUGGACAGCAGCCGGCAGCAGGAGUACGACUUCAAGAUGGCCCAGGCGCUGGACGAGCUGCGCAGCCAGCACGACGAGCAGGUGCGCCUGUACAAGCUGGAGCUGGAGCAGACCUACCAGGCCAAGCUCGACAGCGCCAAGCUGAGCUCCGACCAGAACGACAAGGCUGCCAGCGCCGCCCGGGAGGAGCUGCAGGAAGCGCGCGUGCGGCUCGAGUCCCUCAGCUACCAGCUGUCUGGCCUCCAGAAGCAGGCCAGUGCCGCGGAGGACCGGAUUCGCGAGCUCGAGGAGACCAUGGCUGGGGAGCGGGACAAGUUCCGCAAGAUGCUGGACGCCAAGGAGCAGGAGAUGACCGAGAUGCGGGACGUGAUGCAGCAGCAGCUGGCCGAGUACCAGGAGCUGCUCGACGUCAAGCUGGCGCUGGACAUGGAGAUCAGCGCCUACCGCAAGCUCCUGGAGGGCGAGGAGGAGAGGCUGAAGCUGACCCCCAGCCCAUCGUCGCGGGUCGCCGUGUCGCGGGCCACGUCGAGCAGCAGCAGCAGCAGCGUGUCCACGGCCGGGCGCUCGGGCCGCAGCAAGCGCAAGCGGCUGGAGGCGGAGGAGUCGCCGGGCGCGGGCUCGAGCGGCAUCGGCACCGGCACGGGCAGCAGCAGCAGCACCACCAGCUUCCACCUGGCGCAGCAGGCCUCGGCCUCGGGCGGCGUCAGCAUCGGUGAGAUCGACCUGGAGGGCAGGUUCGUGCAGCUGAAGAACAGCUCGGACAAGGACCAGUCUCUGGGGAACUGGAGGAUCAAGAGGCAGAUCCUGGAAGGGGAGGAGAUCUCCUACAAGUUCACGCCCAAGUACGUGCUGCGAGCCGGCCAGACGGUCACGGUGUGGGCAGCUGGUGCGGGAGUGGCCCACAGCCCCCCCUCGACGCUCGUGUGGAAGAGCCAGGACAGCUGGGGCACGGGCCAGAGCUUCCGGACCGUCCUGGUCAACGCCGACGGGGAGGAGGUGGCCAUGAGAACCGUGAAGCAGUCCUCGGUGGUGCGGGAGACGGAGAACGGGGAGGAGGGAGAAGAGGAGGCCGCAGAGUUCGGCGAGGAGGAUCUUUUCCAUCAACAGGGGGACCCCAGGACCACCUCGAGAGGCUGCUGCGUGAUGUGAACGGGACGUGCCUCAUCACUUGUCUUUACCCAGAGCCACUGAAAACUAUUUUUCUAUCAUUGGCUGUCUUUACUCCUUGAUACAUUUCUAGAGGAUUUCUAAGCAUACUGCCAGAACGCGGGGCGGGUCUCUGGGGUCUUUCCUGCGGGUGGGCUCCCUUGGACACUUCUCAUCACCACUGGCCAGACAUUUUUUUGGUGCCCCAUUUCACCAUUUGGUUGAAUUCGAGGCCGGGGACGGAAUGGCUGACGGGGGGUUGGGUGUGGAGGCCGGAAGACCGGGCCGGGCUGGGCUCAGGGACUACUGUCCCUCUGCCUCCCCCGCACACUGGCUGCUGGGGCCCGCCCUGUGGCCUCUAGUGCACGGAGAGCAGGGCUGCCGUGUCCAGUGAAGCUCCUUAAGAGCCCAGUCCAGAAGCCAGGUUCUGACCUGGGGGGCGGCAGGCGCAUCCCCUGUGGCAUUCUGGUGGCCCGGCCGCAGGUGUGGCAGGGGCCUGGGUGUGGGUUUUGGUGCUCGUCCUGGGCUCUGGGGCUCUGGUGUACUUCCUGGUGUGAUGGAGAGCUGCCGCAGGCCACACCUCCUUUCUGGCUUUUCCCUUCUGGCUGGCUGGCCCUUGGGUUUCUGGAGCUUUCUGUAGUGCAGUUCCUAAGCUUGCAGGACCACGAGGCAGGAGAGAGCUGGAAACCCAGGGAACAGGGACAGCUCCGUUUGGAGACUUGUCACCAGGUAAUGGCCAGGGGACAGGUGGAAGGGGUAGUGGGAUCACCUGGGAAGCAAGUGUCCCCCGGGUCUCAAAGCCACUGUCCACAGGGCACAGCCACUUCCUGCCCUCCCUCAGUGAAGAGGGGGACUUGAUGGUGAGCCAUCAAGCUGGUCUCCCACUCUGUGCCUUGUGCAUGGGGCUGAGUCCUGACCCCCACACUGUCCCGUAUGCUGUGUGUGUGUCUUGCUGUCUGUCCUAGCUUCCGUGGUGACCUUCUCGCUGAAAUGCUGUUUCUCAGAGGCCAGUGCCGGCUGAUUCCACAGGACGGCUCCAGGACCCCCGACCCAGCUCCCGGCUGCCAUGCCGCCUCGGUGGUCCCUCACCGUGUGUACCCCUCCCACACAGAUACACAGAAGUUAUUUUUUUAAUGGAUAUUUAUUUUUUUACAUUGGUCAGUACUCAGAUUGCCGGAUCCCGCUUCAGGCCUCAUGCCAGCGUCCCUGGGGCAGCCCCUCCCCCCAGGGGCUGGAGUUGAGGGGGGCCAUCUCGGUGACCUCUGAGGCCCCAGACGGCAAAUUCCUUCAGAAAGCGCAGCUCAAGUCUUAAAGACGUCAUACUGAGCCACGGAGGCAGCUGCCCCCAGAAGGCAGCCCGUUUACAAGCAGCCCGCGACCGGCCCUUCCCAGCUCGACCGACGCCCUAGGUCCGCAGCACGCCUGCCUCCCGCCUCGGGCGGUCGCCCGUCCCUCGGAACCUGCUUGUGGCCGGAGGGUCAAGGCUUCUGCACCGAGAAUCUGGCCGCAGCCCCUUGCUUGAGGUCUAGUUCUUUCCAUGGCUGCCCGGUACCCAGGCCCGAGGUCGGUCUUUCCCGCGGACGGAAACGGCUCCCCACCAUUCCCCGCCUUUCUGGGGGGCCGUGGGGAGCGCGCCCCGCCCCACGCAGGACCUUCCCCAUGAGAGCCGCAGGCUGUGCAUCCCCCACCCCGCCUUGCCCACUGCGGGCCUGGACUGCAGAGGCGGAGGCCUCGGGAGCGUGGGGCCGGGGUCGUGCAGGCCGUGCGGAUGGGGGGCCUGACGGGCUUCGGGGGGCGGGGGCCGCCGGUGAGCCGUGCGGGGUCCCGGGCGUCCGCACCGGCCCGGAAAGCAGCUCGUAGUUGUCCGCAUUCUUAGGUUUAAGCCGCUUUAAAGGACGCAGGACGGUUCCCUGGGCCGGCCCCCCGCGGUCUGGCCCCCGCGGGAGCACCAGCACGCCCGGCGGGGCUGGGCCGGGGCCGGCCGGCGUCCGUGAACUUGCAUGCCAAACGCGUGGCCCUCCCCUUCUCCUGGGUUUGUAAUACGCAUUCUACGACCGGGCACUUUUGUACGACACGCCAAUAAACAGUCGGUUUUACUGCU
This is a messenger RNA of Mustela lutreola (European mink), 4188 nucleotides long. RefSeq names its product lamin B2 (gene LMNB2). Bases 612 to 2090 code for a protein of 492 amino acids. The transcript has 9 exons. The record is from RefSeq and is a predicted model, not a curated record. NCBI's taxonomy places the organism in Eukaryota, Metazoa, Chordata, Mammalia, Carnivora, Mustelidae.